Morus notabilis is the source of this 1281-nucleotide messenger RNA. RefSeq lists its product as uncharacterized. The transcript has a single exon. Gene Ontology annotation, cellular component: plasma membrane. The record is from RefSeq and is a predicted model, not a curated record. Gene Ontology annotation, biological process: protein localization to plasma membrane; phosphatidylinositol phosphate biosynthetic process. NCBI's taxonomy places the organism in Eukaryota, Viridiplantae, Streptophyta, Magnoliopsida, Rosales, Moraceae. The coding region runs from base 136 to 1176 and encodes 346 amino acids.
CUCCUAAUUAGCCUCCACUAAUAACCAUCAUCAUUAACCUUUGCCUAAUAUUUAAUUUGCUUCAUCACGUAUUUCUUUUCUCACGCUCUUAUAUUAUAAUCUUCUUGUAAAGAGGAAAAAAAGAAAAGAAAUCCAAUGUCCAACAACACCGCCACCUUUGAAAUUACGGUGGCCGCCGGGGAAAGUGCUCCGCCGUCAAAUUCCUUCUCCAAAACCGAUGAAGCAAUAAGAUAUCUCUCCACCAUCCUCCCCUCAAUCCCUUCCUCCCUCUCCUCUUCCUCAAACCCCUCCCUUUCCCUCCUCCACGACCCCGAGAUUUCCACCCACAUCUCCGCCCUUCUCCGCCGCCCCUCCGCCGGCACCGGCGACGACAACCUCUGCCGCUGGCUUUAUGACGCCUUCCAGUCUGGCGACCCCGGCCUCCACCUCGUCGUCCUCCGUUACAUCCCCCUCCUCGCCGGCGCGUACCUCUCACUCGCCACCCUCUGGCGCCCCCUAGCCGGCUUCGAGGCCAUCCUCCUAGCCCUCUACUCUCACGAGACUACUUCACGCGCCGGCCAGCCUGUCACAGUCAACGUCCCAGACAUGUCCCACCCAAGCCUCUACCACGAGUCGACGUCACCAGCAAAGAACAACUCGACGGCUCUCAAUCUAAGCAUCGUCUCACCGACGCUGGAGCCCCAUGGCGCGGUGAGGUCCACGCGCCGGGCGAGGAUCGUGGGGGUGGCAUUGGAGCUUUACUUUGGCAAGAUCCACGAGAUGCCCAAGAGUUCCAAGAUUGAUUUCUGCGAGUUUUGCCGGGUUUGGGCUGGUGAUCGUGAUGAUGAUCGAAAUAAACAGUCCGAUCCGAGCAGAGUCGGAGAAGUCAACGAUAGUGAAGAUGGCGUGGCUGGGAGGCGUAUUCCUCUACCAUGGGAGCUGCUGCAGCCGAUUCUGAGGAUUUUGGGGCACUGCGUUAUGGCGCGUUGGGCUAAUGACAAGGAGGUUUUUGAUGCGGCCAAGGACGCGUGUAGGAGUUUGCACGUGCGAGCCGUGCAUGAUACAAAUGCAAAGGCGAUUUUGGCGGCUGAGAGUUUGCUCAGGCUUGGGAAUAUGGCGAGUUUGGAAUUAACAAACGAGGAUGAGGCUGCUGAUCCUACUGAAAUUCCUACGACCAAUAUUCUUACACUUAAUUAGGUUAUAUAUCAUUAGGAUAUUUCCUAUAAACAAAAUAUAUAUUUAAUGGUGUUUUAUCACUUCAUUUUAGUUUUUGCCAUAAUGGCGUGCAAAAACAUGAAAUCA